GAAAUUCACGUUGUUUAGUUGUUGCUCGCGGAAGAUCCUAUAACCUCAAACGUAGGAAUUUUAACCUCUCCGCCUGGAAAUAUCGAUGGAACGAGGUUCUUUCUCGUGUAAAUAAAUUUCUCGCGUGUCUCAGACAAAUCGCACGUCUUUCCCAGAUGGUUCGCCGAAAAUAAACCUUCGCGAACGUUGCGUCUGGAUCCACGUCGUCUAUAAUACGAUGCGCGAGCGGCUCCUGGAUCAUUAUGAGAGUGAACGCUGAAUGAGUUGAACCGCAAACUACAAUUUUUAAUUGCAGUGGCAAAACUUGAGAGAAGAUUUAAUUGCUCUCUGUCUCGAAAACUGGUUUUAAAACUAAGUUGGUCAAUUAUAAAUUGUCACCAGACGAAAGACUUAUUCCACCAUGACGAAGCCAGAUAUGACUGCACAAGAAUGGAAAGAGAAGGGUAACGAAGAGUUUAACAAAGGCAAUUGGUCAGAAGCCUUGAGUCACUACACGAACGCAUUGAAACUAGUAAAAGAGGACAACGCUGAGAAAGCAGUGUACUACAAAAAUCGAGCAGCCGCUUGUUUAAAGCUGCGCGAUUACGAAAAAGUGAUUAGUGACUGCGACAGUGCAUUGAAGAUAUGUUCUAACGAUCCCAAGGCAUUGUUUCGCAGAUGUCAAGCGCUAGAAGCGUUAGAGAGAUUCGAGGAGGCAUAUCGAGACGCGAGGAAUAUUAUUUUAUCUGACCCCAACAACAAAGUUGUUCAGCCCAUAGCAGCGCGCUUACAUGAAAUUGUACAAGAACGUCAUAAGGAAAAUUCACGUAUUAGUGCCAAGGUAUCACAAAUGCUGGAUCUAGCAUUUAACAUGAACGCAGAUAAGGAGAAACGUGAAACUGCCAUGAAUAAUCUGCUUGUGCUCUCACGUGAGAGAGCUGGUGCCGAGGAGAUUUUCAAAAAGGGAGGUGUAUCCAAAAUCGCCCAAUUUGUAAAAGUUGAAAAGAGCGAUGAAAUGAUCUGUAGCGCGAUUCGUAUCAUAAGCGAGUUGUGCAAGAACAAUAUUAGUCGAACCAAGUCCAUUAUAAAAGACGUCGGUUUGCCUUGGUGUUUGGAAAUGAUGAAUAGCAGGUCUAAAGAGAGAGUCAACGCGUCUCAAUAUUGUAUACAGACUAUAUUGAACGCUUAUAGCGGCAUGACUAAUAAGCCUGAUUCAAAACCCGACAAGGAUUUGUGUGAGACACAUAAGAAGGAAAUGGACACGAUUCUGUCGUGCUUGUUGUACAGUGUCACGAAUAGAACGAUAACAGGCCUUGCUAGAGAUGCGAUAAUAGAACUUAUUAUGCGUAACAUUCAUUAUACUGCGUUAGACUGGGCCGAACGAUUGGUCGAGCUUCGCGGUUUGCAAAGAUUGAUGGAGGUGGCCAGUGAAAUGGAGGAAUACAAAUACGAAUCUUCGAUGGACAUCACGUCUUCCACACGAACUAUAACCAGUGUGUGCUUAGCAAAAAUAUAUGAAAACAUGUAUUAUGAUGCUGCUAAGGAAAAAUUCAGCAACGCCAUUGAUGAAUUUAUCAAAGAUAAAUUGCUUUCGCCUGACAUAGAAUCCAAGGUACGUGUAGUAGUUGCAAUAACGACCUUGUUAUUGGGCCCGUUAGACGUUGGAAACGCAGUUGUGGCUAAAGAAGGGAUUUUAGAGAUGAUCCUUGUUAUGGCGGGAACAGAUGACGUAUUGCAGCAGAAAGUAGCUUGCGAAUGUAUCGUUGCCGCUGCGACUAAAAAAGACAAGGCUACCGCAAUCAUAAAUCAAGGUGUAAAUAUAUUGAAGAAGCUAUAUCAAUCUAAGGAUGAUUCAAUUCGGGUUCGAGCAUUAGUCGGUUUAUGCAAGUUGGGCAGUUCUGGAGGCACAGACGCGACUAUCAGACCGUUCGCGGAUGGAGCGACGAAGAAGUUGGCCGAGGCUUGCAGACGAUUCUUAAUAAAUCCCAAGAAGGACAAAGAUAUGAGAAAAUGGGCCGUAGAAGGUCUGUCGUACCUCACUUUUGACGCCGAGGUCAAAGAGAAGCUGAUCGAAGACCAGCAAGCCGUUCAAGCGAUGAUCGAGCUCGCCAAGACUGGCGAUCAGUCCGUUCUCUACGGCGUGGUCACAACGUUGGUGAACCUGUGCAAUGCUUACGACAAGCAAGAACUCAUACCCGAGAUGAUAGAAUUGGCAAAGUUCGCUAAACAUCAUAUUCCCGAAGAACACGAACUGGACGAUGUUGACUUCGUGAGUAAGAGACUGUGCGCGUUAGCGAAGGCCGGUGUGACCAGCGCUCUGGUGAGCCUCGCCAAAACGGACAGCCAGAAUAGCAAGGAAUUGAUAGCCCGCGUUUUCAACGCGAUAUGCAGUCAACAGGAGGUGAGAGGAAUAGUUGUUCAACAGGGCGGCACGAAGGCACUGUUGCCGUUAGCGCUGGAUGGCACGGACAAGGGAAAGAAGCAAGCCUCGCAAGCUCUGGCUCGUCUGGGAAUCACGAUAAAUCCGGAGGUCGCGUUUCCCGGGCAGAGAAUCAUGGAGGUUGUUCGACCGUUCGUAAAUCUUCUAAACCCGGAGUGUUCCGCUCUCGAGAAUUUCGAGAGUCUAAUGGCUCUGUGCAAUCUAGCUGGUGUCAACGACAGCGUGCGAAAACGUAUAUUGAAGGAGGGAGGAUUUCAGAAGAUCGAGGCCUACAUGUACGAGGAGCACGACAUGUUGAGACGCGCGGCCACACAAGUUGUAAACAAUUUGAUGCUGUGCGAUGAAGUGAUCCAAUUAUUCGAGCAGGAAAACGAUCGAGUUAAGUAUCUUGUGAUAUUGUGCGAGGACGAGGAUGAAGAAACUAGCAUAGCAGCGGCUGGAGCAUUAGCGAUGUUGGCGUCGGCUAGCAAAAAGGCUUGCGAGAAAGUCUUCGACUCAAAAGAUUGGUUGGAAUCCUUGCGCUUUUUACUCGCUAAUCCAAACGUUGACAUACAACACCGGGGUAUCGUAAUUGUGCUAAAUAUGAUGAGAAGCACGAAAGACGUUGCUGCAAAACUCAUCGAAACGGACAUAAUGGAACUACUGAUGGCAUUGAGCAAAAACGAUACGCAAAAGAAGGAGAUCAAGGAAUUGGCAUCCAGUGCUUUAGAGGCUGCUACGGAAUGGAAACUAAUCAAGAAAAACGUUGAAGAAAACGAACCGUCACAAAGUACUGGUAAUACAGAACAUGUCGAAGAAAACGAACCGUCACAAAGUACUGGUACAGAACACGUCGAAGAAAACAAACCGUCACAAAGUAUUGGUAACACAGAACACGUCGAUUAAAAAUCAUGUGUGAGCAUUGAGAUCUACAUGUCACAUAUCUUCCUCAUAUUUCAUAUCAAGUGCCUUAAAUAAUAAAAUAAAUGUUACGAUUAAAUUGCAAUUUUGUCGUUUCAAACGUAUUCGGGCAAUCAUGUAAUUAUAUUUGUGUUUAUGUAUUUUUAAAUAUGAUUGCCGUGCACAGGAUACAUACAGCUUAUUUGUUGUCCAAAUUUGCUGAGCCGGAAUAUUAAUAUGUUGUAUGAAGUAAUACACAAAGAUACUGUAUAAAAUAUUUUAUUGAAUUAGCUAUACAUAUAUUUAGCAUCGUGAAAUCAUAUAUAAUUAGGAGGGAAAAUCAUUAUUGCGCAUCUAUUUGUAUGAGAAGAGUAUUAUUUAAAUACAAUAUUAUAUAUUUAGAGAUAAUAUUGUACAUAGUUGUGCUAUAUAACGAAAGUCGUCUAUUUAACAACCAUGAACACAUUUACAAGUUUUUUUUAUAAAAAUUAAAUAUCAAAUAUCCGAAAAACAACGAAUAAUAAAUGUAUUUGAAUAACAAAUCAUGCGAGAUGCCAUAAAAGAUGCCAAUAUGUCAAGAGAUAAUAAUUUUUCAUUACUUUCCUAAUUUCAACGUGCAUUAUAUUAAUAAGUCUCAAAAUUAUGUAUUAUAUAUAUUAUGCUAUAUAAAAUAUAAAGACGUUCUUAAUUUUCUACAAUUUACUUAAUAGUUUGAAAACUUAUCUUAACUGAUAUUGAAAGCAAUAAAUAAACGUAAUAAACUAAAGCUGUAAUUUUAACCAAUUAUUGUAAACAUGUUCCUUUCAAAUGUUUUAAAACAUAUGCAUAUCUGAGACAUGCACCAGUAUCUCACGAAUUCAAAACUGGAUGAGACAGUGCUUGCUCUGCUAUAAUACGUGUCUUGCAAUCUAGAUCUAGAAGUUUCAUUAAACGAUUGUAUGGUUGUAUGGCAAAAUAAAGGAAUUGUACAUUGUA
Messenger RNA from Temnothorax curvispinosus, 4273 nucleotides. RefSeq names its product protein unc-45 homolog B-like. The transcript has 6 exons. Gene Ontology annotation, molecular function: Hsp90 protein binding. Bases 401 to 3304 code for a protein of 967 amino acids. The record is from RefSeq and is a predicted model, not a curated record. Lineage: Eukaryota; Metazoa; Arthropoda; Insecta; Hymenoptera; Formicidae.